Temnothorax curvispinosus is the source of this 2452-nucleotide messenger RNA. RefSeq lists its product as uncharacterized. The annotation marks the transcript as partial. Gene Ontology annotation, molecular function: aspartic-type endopeptidase activity. The record is from RefSeq and is a predicted model, not a curated record. Gene Ontology annotation, biological process: proteolysis. Lineage: Eukaryota; Metazoa; Arthropoda; Insecta; Hymenoptera; Formicidae. The transcript has 2 exons.
AUGUCCGAGCAUCUCGGGAAACAGUUGCAGCUUCAACGCUCGAUCGAGCGGCAUCUCGAAAAUUUCAAGAAAAUCGGGAAGGGGAACUUAACCCCGGCGAAGGUGCGUUCCCGCAUUCAAUCUCUAAAGGAGCUCUGGGCUCCGUUCUUCGACGGCCACGCAGAUCUCCUGCAUCGGAUUCCUGAAUCGAGCCGAGCAACCCUGAGCUACUUCCAGGACAACGCCUUUGACACGACUCUCGCAACCUAUCACCAUGCCCUCGACUACCUGACGGAGUGCCUGGAGGAAUUGGAGCCGGUCGAUUGCAAAAGUAAAUAUUCUUGUCGCGUAUGUCAUAAAAGGCAUCACUCUCUGCUGCAUUCUGACUCGGAUUCUGGCUUCAGUGCCACAGGCGCUGUUUCUAGCGACAGUUCGUCCUCAAAGGACAAUGCGGCGAUUAACUGCUCGUCGCCUCAGGCCUCUGACUCGAAAUCGGAGGUCAACUCUCUUUUCGCGGCUGCGAAAAAUCGUUCGCCGAUUCUAUUGGCGACAGCGUGGAUCACGGUCCGCAGUUCGUCCGGCCGUACCGCCGUCGUCAGAGCGUUACUCGACCAAGGCUCCGAGAUGACGUUCAUCUCGGAGAACUUGGCGCAAACCUUGCGAGUCAAACGGAUUCGCAUGCCGAUCUCGAUUUCCGCCGUCGGCGGAAUUAACGCCGGGACAUUUCAAAACGCGACGCGCAUAUUCAUUUCGCCGCGCGCGUCCCUCGUCCCGUCCCUCUCGACCACGGCGCUCAUUCUCCCGUCCGUAACCUCCUACAUUCCGAAACGCAACGCGGAUAUUUCGUCCAUCUCAUAUCUCUCCGACUUACCGCUAGCCGACACGGAUCCGACGAGUCGCGAUCCCAUCAGUCUCAUUAUUGGAGCGGAUCUCUAUAAUGAGAUUAUUCUCGACGGCGUGCGUAAGGGGGGGAUCGGGCAACCUAUCGCGCAAAAUUCUAUAUUCGGCUGGGUCAUCUCCGGACCCUUCAGUUCAGUUGCGUUUCCUGAACAGUCCUCAGCGAAAGUUCCUCGAAUCUCAACGCAUCAUAUUUGCUCUCUCUCGCUGGAGAAAGAACUCCGCCGGUUCUGGGAAAUCGAGGAGCUUCCGCAGCGAUCCGCUCUUACCCAAGAAGAGAAGGAUUGCGAAGAGCAUUUCCGCUCGACUCAUUCUCGAAAUUCGGAGGGACAAUACGUCGUGCGUCUCCCAUUUAAGAAAGGCCCUCCUAUCGAAAUCGGGGAGUCUCGGGUUCAAGCCGAGAAAAUGUUAAAUUCGCUAACUCGUCGACUUCGUGACAAACCGGAAGUUAUGAAAGACUAUCACAAUUUUCUCGACGAGUACGACCGUCUCGGACACAUGCGACCGUUAUCUCCCGCGCAAGACAACGAACAAAGCGUCUAUCUUCCACACCACGGGGUGAUUCGGGAAGAUAGCGUUACCACGCGUCUCCGCGUCGUGUUCAACGCGUCAAGCGUCACCUCUAACAAUACCUCUCUCAACGACCACUUGCAUAUUGGUCCGAAAAAGCAAACCGAUAUUUCCGCAAUAAUUGCGCGGUGGCGCAGAUACAAAUACGUUUAUUCGGCAGAUAUCGCAAAAAUGUAUCGCCAAAUUCUCGUCGAUUCUCGCGAUAUAAAUUACCAAAGAAUUUUAUGGAGACGGUCUCCUCACGACGCAAUAAUUAUUUUCCUGUUGCUAACCGUGACUUAUGGCCAAGCCUGCGCGCCCUUUCUUGCCCUUGCCGUUCUCGAGCAGUUAACUAUCGACGAGGGUAAACACUUUCCCCUCGCCAUCCCGAUUCUCAGAGAACAUAUUUACAUCGACGAUGCCGUAUUCGGAGCUGACGACAAGCCUCAUAUUCGACAAAUUCGAGAUCAGUUAGUUGCCUUAUUAAAACGCGGCGGGUUCGAGUUAAAGAAAUGGGCAAGUAACUCCCCCUCUCUUCUAGACGAUAUUGACGUCGCGGAUCAUGGGCUAGCCGGUCAAAAGCCCUUCGCGCAAGACGAACAGCUCAAAAUUCUCGGUAUCGGGUGGAACCCUUCUAAAGAUGUUUUCGAAUAUCGCGUCGCGCUUUCGGAGAAAGUUCCCGAUACCAAACGUACUAUAUUGUCCGCUGUCGCGAAACUUUACGAUCCGUUGGGCUGGGCCACACCUGUCACGAUCGCCGCGAAAAUCCUCAUGCAAAGGCUCUGGCAACUUAAUAUCCAGUGGGAUGAGCUUCUUUCCGAAUCGGUUUUCGCGAGAUGGAACGAUAUAUAUUCACGUUUAUCAGCUCUCGGUCACGUGCAAAUUCCUCGUUGGAACGGCCUCGGGCCUGAUGCCGAACGUUCCGAAAUACACGGUUUCGCGGACGCUUCGAAUCAUGCUUACGCCGCCGUUGUCUAUAUAAAAGUAGUGUCUUCGUCGGGCAAAGUCACUAUAUCGCUGCUCGUUG